CCAAGACACGGAAGAAGAACAAUUAAAGAAAGCAUUGGCGAUACAGGACCAAGGACAUAGGCAACAUUACAGGAAGGACUUCUUAAGUUACAGGAACAUGAAAGUGACAACCAGAUUGACAUGGAUAGAAGAGAAGAUUCUGGAAAAGCUGCUUGGGAAUGCAUCGUUGACUCUUCUUUAUCAGUCCAGUGCUCAUAAAAAUUGUGUUUCUGAGAUGACUCAGAAAUGUUCUCUUCAGGGAUCCACAAUGACAGUAUUUCACCUAAAGAACGAUGUUGUUGUGGGUGUUUUUAUGCUGGAGAAUUUUCCUAGGUUAGUCUCUGAAAAGCCAUGUACUUGUGCGUGGUUUUCAUUAAAAAGGAAUAAUAGUUCUGGAAUAUCAGCUUUGUUUUUGAACACAAAAGUAAUAGUUGACUCUGAAGAGCUGAUAAUUUUCUCACUCGAUGGUUUGUCACUCAGUGUGACUCCACUUAGUGGCUGCUCACUUGCUCUAAAUGACACAGUAAUGAACGGUCUAGAACUCAAUCUUGGACAUGGCUUUCGAUCUGUGGAAUGUGAAAUCUUUCGAGUUGAUGGCAUUAAGAAAAAUCCAAGCUUCAUAAAGAAGAUGGUGACCGCCAAACAGCACCGAGGAAAAUUAAUCUCUGCUCUCAGAGCCUACAAGCCUUAUAAGGACCUGGUUUCAGGUUCGUAUUCUCUUGGUGGGCCCAGUAGGCUCAGGAAAGUCGAGCUUUUUCAACUCAGGAAGUCUGCUUUCCAAGGCCACCUAACUCGCCAGGCCAUUGUGGGGUCUGACGAAAGCAGCAUCACCAAGCAGUACAGAGUUUAUUCUAUUAAAGAUGGAAAAAGCGGGGAAACACUCCCAUUUAUGCUGUGUGAUUCAAUGGGGCUGGAGGAGGGGGAGGAAGCCGGGUUGUGCAUAGAUGACAUUCCUCACAUCUUAAAAGGCUGUGUACCAGACAGGUAUCAGUUCAACCCCUGUGAGCCGAUGAAGCCGAAGCACUUCCCUCACGCCGCCUCGCCGCCUCUGCAGGACAGGAUUCACUGCGUGGCUUUUGUCCUAGACAUCAACUCUGUUAAUACACUACCUGAUAAAAUGGUGGCAAAGCUGAAAAAAAUUCGCAAAGAUGUCGUAGACUGUGGUAUAGGAUAUGUAGCCUUGCUUACAAAUGUGCAGGAGUAUGAUGAAGUUCUUGAUGACAAUUUUGCAAACAUGACAGAAACUGUGACUUCUCUAAGCCAGGUGCAGAAUGUCCAAAAAAUGCUAAAUAUUCCUAUAGCCAAUAUCUUGAUGGUCAGCAAUUAUGCUUCAGAGCGAAGGUUGGAGCCUAUGAAGGAUAUUCUGGUCUUUGCUGCUCUCAGGCAGAUGUUGAGGGCUGCGGAUGAUGCCUUAGAGGAUUUGCCUCUUGAGGAUACUGGUAACCUGGCUCCUUUCUAAAGCACUGUCUUUUGGGAAACCCUCAGCUGUAGUUCACUAGGGUGUUUGGGGACCAUUUUCCCAGCCCUGACAUGUAUUGUAAUAUGUGCUAGCUUCUGCUUUUGCUUGCCUUGUUUUGGAGCAAUCUGAGGAUUGGCACAUGCUGCUGUGACAUUAGUGUCCCUGGUUUUAGUUUAAACCUGGUUGCCACAAGAAGAGGCAUUCUGCUGAAAGCCUUUGUUAAUGUUCGCUGUCCUUCAAUAAUGAGUCACAUAUUAAAAAUGCAAACCCUGAGAAGUGGAGAGAGAAAGGUCCUAGGAAAAAUGGGCUUCCAUAUGCCCACACCAUCUACAGUUUUAUAUGUGGAGGACAGAAGUGUCAGAUCCCCCCGGAACUGAAACAGGGGUUCAUGAACCAUCCAGUGUGUGUACACAUAUACAUGUGUCUUUCUCAAGCUCCUUAGGCAAAACAAAUUUGGCUUUGCUUUUCCUUCUCCAGUACAUUAUACAACUCUAUGUACCCGAAUUGAUUGCACAGUAGUUAGAAAAUGAUGUAGAUGUCUGCUAUUCCAAAUGGAGCAUGAGUUCUUGAGAAACAGGACUGGAUUUGCCUUGUAGUCCCAGAGCUCAUCACAAGGUCUACUAAGCAUUAAGGAUCCUCAUUAUAAGUCCUCUGUACCACUUUCUCUAACAAUGAUAUUUACUUAGAUAUCCACUCCAUAUGGAUGGGAAGAUAUGGAGAGUGAGAUGCUGGAAUGAGGACAAGGAAAUAAAGCAUGGAGUGAGUUUCACUUGUCUCUGGUUGAAAGCAUGAAUGUCUCUAAACACAUUUAAAGGAAUUGAAAAGAGCCAAUAUUUGUUAACAACUUGAUUAAUUAUAGUAAUGUUUUAAUUUCAUGAA
Mus caroli (Ryukyu mouse) is the source of this 2317-nucleotide messenger RNA. It is a transcript of the gene Ifi44l, whose product is annotated as interferon induced protein 44 like. NCBI's taxonomy places the organism in Eukaryota, Metazoa, Chordata, Mammalia, Rodentia, Muridae. The record is from RefSeq and is a predicted model, not a curated record. Gene Ontology annotation, biological process: immune response.